CGCUAGCGUUCCCGAGCUCGUGCCCAUGCUGCUCGAUCCACCCGGUUUCACGGGACCACCCACGUCUAGCCGGCGAAGACGCAACCGAUCAACCGAGCCUCGUUCGUCUUCUUCGAGCUCGUGCCCCGUCGUCCGAGAGGAGAGAUCGAUUAGCCGCAGCUCGUCCCGCGUCCGCUCUCGCCCGCCCGAAACCGGGAACGCCACUGCCUUUAACGUUUCUUUCGAUUCUGUUUCUCUCAGCGUGGCGAGAAACGUCGCGAACGCCACCGGGACCGACGAACGGCGACGCUCGGGAUCUCGACGCCUCCGGAACACCAGAGAUCACCGAUGGUCCGUUAAUCGCCGAGAGGGCGGCGACACCGAGGACAGCGACGUCCGUUUUUCGUCAACGUCGCGACGAUCGGGGUCACGGUCCUCUCGCCGCGGCAGCAGCGGCGGCAGCUGCAAGACGCCGACGACACGGCUCGUUGACAGAAGGGAAAAGGAUCGAGGCGAAGCAACAUCAGGAACAGCCGGCGAGGAAGAUGAGGAGGAAGAGGAAGAAGAAGAAGAUGAGGAUAGAGAAUCGUCAAAAAGCACCGUCGCGGACGUCACGAGCGUUCCUUCCGUCGACGCGUCGUUCGCUUACACUGCCUACAACAACGCCAAGAACGAAGCCGGAAGCGGUCGCGACGUCCAGGCGCCAUGCCGCGAGAUCGAGCUUGCUCGCGAUCAGGAUAGCGAUCGGGAUCGCGACCAGGAGGAGGAGGAGGACUUUCGGGAACGAUCGAAGAACGGUCGGGCGGUUCGCGACGCGAAACGGGGAGAGAGCAGUGAUAAGGUGGUGUGGCUCGAUCGCGAGAACGAACGUUUCCCGCGGGGUCCUAGGGCCCAUUUCCGUCGAGGCUCGUGCGUUCAGCCGGAGAACGGGUGCUGCGGGACUACAGACUACACUGCCCGGUUCCAGGAGCCGACUACCAAUGAGAGGCGUCCCAAGGACGAGGAGCUCGCGACCAGCGGACCAACCAAGGUGUCCGGCUCCCGUGGCAGGAGCUACGGGCUGCUGUUCGUCUUGUAUCUGCUCGCCUGGCCGCUGGCGUGUUCGACCAAUCCCUCCGGCCAGUUCGCCUCGAGAUUCGCCCGGAACCCAUCCCUCGGUCCCGCCGACGAGAUGCCCCGGCACAACGUCACGCAGAUCUCGUCUCUGUUGUCGUCGUCGAGCGUCGUCUACCAGCCGACGCGGCAGCAGCACCUUGAGAGGGAACGAUACGUCCAGGACGCGGUGUACAGCGAGAACGAGAAGAAGAAGAGCAGCGGCGAGACCGUUGGGUCCGUCGUGGGGUCCGUCGUUGGACAUCGUCGGCACGGUCGCCGCGAGAUCCAGGUUCAGCAGACUCGCAGCAGCAGCAGCAGCAGCAGCAACAGCAACAGCGGUGGCAACAGCGGUAGCAGCAGCAGCGGCAGCAGUAGCAACGAUCAACAACGAGAGGCGACCGAAAUCGAGGACUCGUAUCAGAGCCACCAGCCGGACCCAAAGCUGCAUCCUUACAACGAAUACAGCUGGGAGGUGAACCAGAUCAAUCCUUGGCUAUCGGCCUGCGACCUGGCAGGUCCAGCGCCGGCCGAUCUUCAGGGUAGCUGCGGUCCACCGGAAGUACCCAAGAACUGCCCGGUCCCCUGCUCGUCGAACGGCACGAAUGGUAGGGCGAAGGUGAACGGCGUCGACGCCGUGUUCCACCAGGUGAUCGAGAAGGUCGAGGUCGCCGAGAGACAGUCCUGGUCCGCUGCCGGAGGACCCGGUGCUAGUAGUGGUGGUGGUGGUGGUGCUGGUGGUGCUGGUGGUGCUGGUGGGAACGUCCAAGGGAGGAACGAGGGUGGAACCGACGGUCAAGAGAGACCCGAGGGCGUACGGAACACGGCUCCGGAACAGUGCCUUUUUUAUCUCGAGGAGUCGCAUAAGAAGGACGUCUGUCGGGAUGAUUUUGGCCGGAGCAGUACGCGAAGUUUUUCAACCCCGAGGGAGAAUCGAUAUUGGUUCGUGAGCGGGUUGCGUCUGCGGCACUGCUGCGAGCACGCGGUGGUCAACGCCCUGGCACCCGGCAAGGGCGGCCCGUUCGAAAACGUGCUAAACGGUGGCUCAAAGUGUGCCGAUGCCCUGGACAAGCUGUUGCUCGUCGACAAGCUAGCCGCGAGGCUACAUUGUGAAUUCGAGGAAGUGCUGGCGCGGUACGACUGCGCCCAGCCCUAUUCGGUCAUCUUCAACUGCACCCAUUGCAAGGAGGCGUAUAGAAAAUGGGUGUGCAGCUCCCUGGUGCCUUACUUUGCUCAUGGGGGACCGCAGGACUCGGACACCUUGGGAACGAGCAGGACCGGAAGCAGACUCAGGCCCUGCAGGUCCUUCUGCCAAUCUGUGGAGCAACGUUGUCCUUACUUGCUUCCCGGUGAUCGUGCCCCCGCGUACCCCACGCAAUACGCCGGCGAACCCACCUUUCUUUGCAGAGAUCCGAACAUCGAGGAGACCGGCGAGCAAGCGGCGCGAGCGUUGCACAACAGCGGAGAGGACGAGUGCUGUUUCCGCGUGUGCUCCGAGGAGAAGCCAGGAUCAGGAAUCUGCGCGAACUGCACGAACCGGGAGCCACGGAAACGCGGCCGAGUCCACGAUCCUCCGACGGCGCCCUACUGCGAGAUUAAUCCUAUUCAGCCGGCCUCCACGGGUGAGAACCAGCCGGUUUCGACGGAGAGCAGCGUGGACGGUGUGGAAGAGGAGUCCUCGUCACCGCGUUCCGUGAUGCAGCAGCCGCCGCAACCGCAGCCUGGCACCUCUUUGUGCGGGAGCGGCGGCGUGGGUUCGAUCCCGAGCGUCUCGUCGUCCGAUCGUCCGUCAGCAUCGAUGAUGCCGCAAGCGGUGUGGCUGUGCUCGUUGGCCAGCAUGCUGUUCAGCCUGUCAACGUGCAGCUUGCUGUGGGUCCCGAGGGCCGUGCUCCAGGUGUUCAAGCCACUGUUCACGGUUCACAGCGGCGGUGCCGGCCGGAGUCCUCUGGGUGGCAGCGGCGAAAAAACGAGUCGGCUGGGUGCAGACCUUGUCGCUUGGCUGCACGGUAGCUCCGCCGGCAGAGUAAGUUGCGUCAGCGCGCGUCAUGGUGCGAAGUGGAUGCUCGAAAAGUGGGUGAUGGUCGAACGCCGGUGCCGGGGCGGUUGGUGGUUCGGCUGGUGGAGGUGGUGGAGGUGGCGAAGGUGGCGGAGGUGGAGGAGGGCAACGAAGGGCGAGGACCGCCCGAGGGUGUCCGGAGGGUGUGCAUCGCGUCCCGGUGGGCCCGGUGAACCUGGCCGACCCGGCGACGCUUCCGCCAGGUUGCACAGCCAUCGAGGUGUCCGCCAGCCGAGGAUCUUGGUGCGCGGGUGCUCCUCGCCACGGGUCCGCCUCUGGACGAGGGACUUUGGCCGAUUCGCGGCUCAGUGUCGGUGCCGAUGGUGGUGGUGGUGGUGGCGGUGGCGGUGGUGGUGGUUGUACCGAUGGUGGAAGUCAAGGUGGAAGCCAAGGUGGAAGUCAAGGUGGAAGCCAAGCUGCAGAGGCGAGAAGCGUCCUCCAGCCGGCCGGAACAGAGGAUCGAAGAGGAUUGGGAGCCAGGACCGUUCGGUGGAUGGUUUCCGGCAGACUCCGACGGUUAGGCGACCUCCAGGAUACCGGCUUCCCUCCAGGAAGGACCCGCCAUAGGGUCGGCACAGGAGGAACGCGGACGCGUGACACGCAGGUAUUUUCUAUCGACAAACCGAAGCUCCCCGCGCGCUGCGUGGACUUCGGGUAUACCUUCCAGGAUCAGACGCGACCCUCGAGAAAAAGGGUCUCGAGAAAAGGGUCUCUCGAGAAAGGGUCGCGCGACGGACACACAUUCACACACCGGAGCCGGUCGAACAGCGCGAACAUGGUCCAAGCGGAACGACGACGGACGACCGUUUCGGAACGAAGACGAAGACAAACGACGACUGUUUUCCCUGAACGGAAGAGAAAGAUAAAGAGUGAGAGAGAGAGAGAGAGAGCGAGAGAGAGGGAGAGAGAGAGAGUGAGAGCGUGAGAGAGUGAGAGAGAGAGAGAGAGAGAGCACGAUGGGAGUUAUUUGAUUUUCUUGUUUCUUUUGGUUUUUUGGUAAUCCGGAGAAAUUUGUUGGAUGCGCGUCGACGACGGCUCGGCUCCGUAGACGCCGAGGAGAACGGAAAAGAAAGAGAGAGGAAGAGAGAGAGAGAGAGAGAGAGAAAGAGAGAGAGGUUGAGAGGGAAAGAGCGAGGAGAACCGUAACGUCUGUAGCGAAUAAUAAUGGAUAACAAUAAUACAAUAAUAAUUAAUAAAUUAUAAAUAUUAACGAUGAUAAAAACGAUGAUGAACGAUGAUAAUGAUACUGAUGAUGAUGACGGUGAUGAGAAUGAUAAUGAUGAGGCGGGCGCAAGGGGCGGGUUCAGGAACGAAGACGCGCGACAGGAGGACGUCGCGAGGAGGUCGAUGACGAGAAUAUACGGAUUAGGAACGGGCGGUAAAUAAUGAAUAAAUAAUAAUAGUUAACGAAUAAUAAAUAAUGAUUAAUGAAAUAAAUAAUAACGAUUAAAUAAUGAAGUAACGAUGAUGAUAAACGAUAAAGUAACAUUAACGUAACACAAAAAAAAAACGAUAGAAUGACUACGAUACAACUUACUUAUUCUAUACAUUCGGCGCGUGUGGCAUACGCGCGCACAGGACACGUAUUAUAUAUGAGGCACACGUACACACACACACACACACACACACACACACACACACACACACACACACACACACACACACACA
Messenger RNA from Megalopta genalis, 4795 nucleotides. RefSeq names its product calcium-permeable channel component Mid1 (gene Mid1). The record is from RefSeq and is a predicted model, not a curated record. Gene Ontology annotation, molecular function: stretch-activated, monoatomic cation-selective, calcium channel activity. Gene Ontology annotation, cellular component: plasma membrane. NCBI's taxonomy places the organism in Eukaryota, Metazoa, Arthropoda, Insecta, Hymenoptera, Halictidae. Gene Ontology annotation, biological process: calcium ion import across plasma membrane.